AUGGGCAGCCUCAAGUCGCGGGUCGAGGCGCCUAGAAACCCAUAUUUCAGCAUCCCAGAGCCGUUCGUCGCGGGCACCGCGGGCGUCGGCAGAGUCGUCGAGAGCGACACGUUCAAGAAGGGCCAGCUCGUGUACCUGGACCCUGCGGUGUGGUCGCGAGACGGCCCUGAGCACUACCUCGUCAAGUCUGUGGGCGACGGCGCCACGCCGGAGUCCAAGGCGCUCUCGGCAGAGGAGUACAAGAGAAACGGCUACUUGUUGCAGUACGCGCUGGUGGACAUCGAGAGCUGCUACCCGGUCAACGAGGACGCCAUCUCGUUCGACACGGACCUGAUUGCGGGCCUGACCUUCCCGCUUGUGGCGUACGGCGGCUUCCGCGAGAUCGGCCUCAAGCCGGGAGACACCGUGGCCAUCGGCCCUAGCACGGGCCGGUUCAGCAGCGGCGCGGUCUCGGUGGCGGCCUCGAUGGGCGCCAAGGUCCUGGCGCUCGG
Ogataea haglerorum is the source of this 491-nucleotide messenger RNA. RefSeq lists its product as uncharacterized. The transcript has a single exon. The annotation marks the transcript as partial. The record is from RefSeq and is a predicted model, not a curated record. Lineage: Eukaryota; Fungi; Ascomycota; Pichiomycetes; Pichiales; Pichiaceae.